Messenger RNA from Betta splendens (Siamese fighting fish), 6216 nucleotides. RefSeq lists its product as uncharacterized. The transcript is spliced from 6 exons. The record is from RefSeq and is a predicted model, not a curated record. Bases 378 to 2723 code for a protein of 781 amino acids. NCBI's taxonomy places the organism in Eukaryota, Metazoa, Chordata, Actinopteri, Anabantiformes, Osphronemidae.
AUGUGACUGUGCGUGUUUCCCUCUCCGUCUCUAAAUGCACCGUGUCAGCCUGCGCAUAUUUUCACGUUUGCGAUUCUGCAUACAUGCAUGAGCGCGUGUGUGCGUGUAUGCAGGAUGCUAAAAUCAGGAGCUGUGAAGGAGGGGGAGGGGCAAAAAUCAAGAUGCUGAAGAAACAGAUGAAAAAAUAAAGAAGAGGAAUAUAUAGAAGGGAAGAAGGAGGGAGGACAGAUGCUGAGGGGAGAGUAUUGGUGAAAGCCACAGUGAGGAGAGAUCGAAGGAGAGAGUGAGGAGACGGAGGAGGGAGAGACGAUCUGCCGGAGGAAGCACCAGCGCUUGCAUUUUCACAGGAACCAAGGCAGCGGUCUGUUGCUGUGACGAUGGGCUGCUGGCUCUCUGGACCAUGGAUGGGUGACCAAAUGGUGAAUGGGCGGAGUCUAGCACACCUGAGCCAGCGGGAUGCUCUGCAGAUACUGGCGGCCAAUCAGCGGCCAAUCACCAUGCAGAUCAAGGGCCGGAGAGGUCGUAGCAAUGAAGCAGAAAGGGGAAACUGGGAGCCCUUGCCCCUCAAUCUACAACACCUAAACCUGCCCCUCCCAAUGAUGGGGGCGGGGCUAAAUGCAUCCAGCCCCGUAUACCAGGACAGACAUUAUUACGGACAUUUAUCUCUGCCACAAGACCACUGUGAUGGAGGAAGGUACAGCUACUUGUCCAGCUCCCCGCGAGACACAGUGGACAUCAGCCUCCAGGACCCGGAACUGACCAGCCGUCGACCAAAGGGACAGAACUGUCUGAUGGGAUGCUGCAAAAGCAGCUUAGAAGAACCCAGUGGCUGCCACAGUCAGACAGAUGAUGAGGACUUCAUGCUGGAGAAGCCUUUGGGCUUCCUGCCCCUCCACCAUGAACUGGACAGCGGUCUGGGCUGGACUGAUGGCUCCCUCCAUCAGGGGGAUCUCUCAGGACUGGAGACGGAAGAAGGAGGUCUGGAGGACUGUCAUUCACACGGGGCCCUUGCCCCCGGGGGCUGUGGAGGAUUUGGAGGAGGCUCCCCUUCCUCUGAGUCUUUUAUCUCCUCGGAGCUCAGUGACUCUGGAUUCUACAGCGUUAGCACUGGCGAGUUUAGGCACUUCCAGAGGCUGCUGGAGAAGCGGAUGAGGUUGUACAAUGCCAGACUGCAACAUCAAGGAGAGCCCUGUGAAAGGCGGGAGCGCCGUGACAGCUGUCCCAAGAGCCACCGCGAGCUGCUGGAGGCCAUCCCUGAAGCUCUGACUGUGCAACAGCAAUGCCAAGGUCUCGGCGCACUUGAGAUGGAGGAGGAGAGUGGGUCUGUCAUGGACCUCCCACCUCGAGGACUUUUCAGGGUCUCAUCAGUCCAGUUCCAUAAAGCUGAUCGUCCCUGUCUGAACCGGCACAGUUCCAGCAGUGGAGCCCUCUUCAAUCCUUCCCAUGCCCAUGCUGCAGUUUCAAGACUGACCGCCCCCGUGCUCUCGACCUGCAGUACCCCCUCCAGCCACAGGAGGCCUCUAGUACCAAUGCAGCAGCAUCACCAGGGCUCCAGCUCGGUGGGGAUGCUGAGGAGAAGUCGAACGCUGCACCAUCGUCCGCAUCCACAGGAGUACCGUCGCAGGGCCAGUCACCCGGCGUCCCCGUCUUAUUGCGCAGCAACUUUGCACCACUGUGGAGGCGCAAUACCACGUAACGUGCUGCCGCCGCGGCUACCGGAGGAAGGUGAGUUAGAAGCAGGCCUGGCACUCGCAUCCCAGCAGCAGCCCUCCGCCGCGGGACACCUGAGGAACACAAACAUGCACGAGAGAUGCUACGACAGCAGUUCUAACAGCCAGGUUGCUCACCACGACUGGUGGCACUCGCAAGAAAGAACCUUGAUGCCUGAGAAAAUGAUGUCAGACAGGGAACGAGAGAUCGAGGCGGAACUGGAGCAAAAGCAGCAAAUGCAAAAAGAAAAAGAGCUGGAGAGGGAACGCGAGCGCGAGGCACAGAUUCAGGAGGAGGUGGAGCGAGAGCGGCAGCAGGAAAUGAAGAGGAGCCGAUUCAGAGAGCAGCACUCGCUCAACCACUCUCUUCAGGCUGGAGAUGUGAAUGACACGUGGCCGAAGCCAGCCAGCCGUCAGCUACAAGGCGGUGGAGGAGGGAGAGGUCUCUACAGCACCCUGGAAGGCCACACAGGCACUGGAGUCGCCGCUGGGUGUGAAGCGCCCAUAGGAUAUAUGAGUCAAAGGUUAAGUCCCAGUGCCAGUUCUGCUCUGCAGCCAAAAACCAACCCAAGCUCCAAAGUCAAUGCCACUACACGGGUCUCCAGGAACCAGCUUCUGAGGGACCGGGCAUCUCAGCUUGCAGACGAACGCAGUGGUAUGAGCACGGAUGACGAGACCAACACUGACAUACUGAUGGGUCGGUACUGGAGUCGGACGGAGAGGAAGGAACACUUCCUGUUGGCCCGUGAACAGAAGCAGCAGCAGCAGUUGCAGGCCAGAGGAGGGAAUCUGCGAGAUGGGAGCGCGCUGGACAACCGAGGAGUUGGACCCUUUGCGGAAGCGCGGUACAACACUGUCCUGGAGCUGAGUCAAAGGAAGCUGAACCGUCUGAGGAACAGGAAGCUGCUGGAUGACUGGACCACAGUAGAGGAGCUGCUGACUCAUGGGACCAGGCUGGACAACCAGGAGGACAUGCUGUGUCCCAGCUCCCUGCUGACAGUCACCACUGUCUAACUGCAUGGACACUACCGCAACUGUAACACUGUGUGUGACUGUGUGUUCGAUAUUAAGCCAACAGUUCAAUAUUUCAGUAAAUCUGAUCCCUCUGUCUUUUCCAGAGUCAGCUGAAGAUGAAAAUCACUUUUGCGUCCAGAAUCAGGCUUGUGUUUAGUGUUUAGGCAUGUUUAUGAACCAACAGUCUGAUCUUUAAACUGUAAGGAUACUCUAUGAAUUCAACAUGUACAGUAAAUUUAGAGGAAAAUGUGUUGGAAAAUAAUGAUUUGUAGUCCAGUCUCUCAUAAACAGCAUCCAGGCUAAAAUUAGGUUACUGGUGAAGAUUAUUCUGGUUAUUCCCACCUAGCUAACAUGGCAUUCAUUCAUAUCGUAGUUUAGCUAAUCCUAACUAAAUUUAAAUUACCACAAUUAUAUACAGUAGUCUAGUCAGUUCUACUGGUUUCAGUUAUCGGUGCUUAAAGAACGCGAAGUAGAGGAAACCGAUGCCAUCUUCUUAUUGUACCCUGGGAAAGGCAUGAUACGAGAGGCUUUACACAAAUGUUGGACUGCUCCUUUAACGAAUGUGUGCGCGAGAGUGGGAAGCUCACUGUCAUUGCUGUACAUCACCUCAACUGAUAGCUUUACGUGUGGGUGUGUCAUCAUUGUACAGCAUUGCAGAUACAGUGCACGAUGCUUGUAAAAAACUCAACAAGGUUAAAGCAGCGUCCAUGUUUGCGCCAUGCGUGUCAUGCACCAUCCUAUGCUACGUUCAUUUCACAGAAUCUUAGAAGUAGAAAAUUUGGCUUUGGACUAAAAUCCUCAAAUAGACCGAUAUGGGGAGCAAUACUGUUCUGUGUGGCGACAGAUCAAAUAGGACCUUUACAUCAGGGGCGCAGAAGACAUCAACUGUAGCAACGCAGACAAAGACAACUGAAAUUUGAUAACAAAUUAUAACAAUUUUUAUAGAAACUCUGUUUACAGUUAAGAUGUUGAUUGGUGGGAGGUUUUGUAACAAAGGAAAUAUGAAAUGUGAUGUGGUUCACUUGCUCAUGUAAUACUGGUCGUACUGUGAUAAUCACAGAUGGGGAACAAUGUGCCACUUUCAAAAGAUUUCAACCACAGCUUUAAUCUGCAAAAAGGAAGUGCUGCGGGAAGUAUCUGCAGGUAGACUUUAUGCUGCAUUCAUGACAUUUUGUACUUCCAUGCUUGUGUAUACCCCCCAUUUGGUUUUUUACCCCCUUCCUAGGGGGUAAAAAACCAAAUGAUGGGACUGGAUUAAAGUCCAGUCAUGGUGCCAUGAGGCCAUUUUGGUGAUGGAUUUACACAAAUUAGUUCAGAUUUUCCAAUAGGCGUAGCAUAUGAUUCACAUAAUCCUCAUCUCAGUUUAGACGUCUUAGAAAAGCACCAAAUGUUCCAGAGUCAUGAUAACAAGAGGUUUGUGCUAACAUGGUCUGAAUGCAGCUAAGACUCAUGGCCCUUCGUGGCUCCCUAUUCCAGCUGGUGUCUCUAUUGCUGGAGGGGUGUUUACAGUUCUAACUGCAGGUAACAGCUUAUGCAUGUUGACUGAAAUCGACUACGUUGCUUUGACUGUGCUGGGACGAUUCCACAGAGAAGGAGAUGCACCACCAGGAGACCACAUAAUAGGUGGUCGAGACUGUUGCAGCGUUUUAGAGUCAGGACUGAGUCUAAGUUGUUCUCGACAUUCCAGUUAAAGCAGGUGCAAUAUCGACGUCCACAGAUACCGGGUCUGCAGUCUGGGGAAAUGUGCAAUAAUACCUCAAGUUUGUUUUAAUAUUAUAGUGAGGGAGUGUGCUCUACCUGUCAGGGUUUCAUCAAAUGCAGUAACGUCUCCGAGCAGAUGCACAAAAGUGAUGAGUCACCACAAGUGCAACAUAAUCCUAGGAUCUAAAGUGACAGUGGUAAAGGUUAUGUAGAUAUUUACAUUACUUCCUUAUGGUGUUUUCCACAAGAGGCACAGGCAAGAACAACUUUUUGCACAUCGUUUUUUUAUAUGAAAUGUUUUCCCUACCUUUCUGUACAAGGGACAGAGGCCAGUGUGAACGACUGUAGAUAGAACGACAGUGUGUGUUGGUGUUUUAUUUAUAAACUAUCAUAGUGAUUUAUGGAGAUAAACAUCAGUUUGUUGUGAUUGUGUUGGACAUAUUUCAGUAUUUUUCUUGUAAUGGUUACGAAACCAAUGUGAACAGAUUUUAUGAUCUUUAAAAUCAACUUAUUUUCAUUUAAAGCUGGUGAAACUUCAAAAAGAAGAAAUGUGAAUAAUAUAGUCUCAUAUAAUGGCAAAAUUGAAUUUUACUGUUGUUUUUGUGUACAUAUUGAUUUUGUCAAAAGAUGCAGAGACGGUUGGAGUUAAUUACAGGAUUCGCUGAUGCCAUCAGACGCCUCCAGUUGUUUAUUAUGUGAUUCUGUGGCUUUCUAGCUGUGUUGUGGAGGCUGUACAUACAGCACCCAGAUCAACAUUAUAGUAUUAGUAGGUUUAACACUCACAAUAUUGUCCUAAUUCACAGGAGGUGGUUGAUUUGUUCUGAAUGUUACUGUUAAUGUGGCAUCCAUUUUUAAGAGUAGAAUCACUGACGCUUUAGUGCCAAAUGACACGUCUAUAUUUUAAUGGCAUCAUCUUGUUCUCUCUCUUGCCGUAAUUCCAGUAAAGAAGUCCAAGACUGGUCUGAAAGACGACGUAACGCUGUCUGAUUAAAUGCUGUGUCUUAGGAGUUGUUGCUGUCUUACGCAGGGAUGUUAAGCGAUAAUUCAAUAAUCCACAUGGAAAUUAUAGUUCUAUGUCUCCUCUGGGCCUGUAACCAGCAGCACAAGGCUUCCACCAGCUCUGAUAAUAUGGCGGGAGCUGCAGAAGUUAGUAAAAUUUUCAGUCAGUACAUGCUAUAAACGUAAACAGCAUUUCUUUUAAUAAGAAAUGUCUUGGAACAUAGAUUUCCACGCUGGAAGUGCUGGGGCAGCAGCUUUCCUGCUCUUCCUGCCUUUGUGCAGACCUCAGCAUGUCCCGGACACCUCCCUGGACACAGAUUAAUGUCCGUCAUCUCUCCUGGCUCUGGGAAGUGAGAGAACAAGAAGAUUUACACACAAAACGCUCUGACACUCAGAAAGAAAAGAUUUAACUGAAAUUAAACCAGCACCACUUUCUUUCCGCGUUCUUCCUCUCUCGCAGCCGUGACUCAAGCGGUCUAAAUAAUGGAUGACGAAGAGAGAUUCUUUCCUUUCCCACCCACCCCCCUUCACUCUCUUUGCUUACGUUACACAAGGACAUGGAGCUGAAAAUAGCGCUGCUGUCCUCAUAUGAUGUGAAAUUAAAAGCACACUGGAGCGGAGAAGCUCGCUGCUGGGGAACUCAACACUUGUUAUACUCCAUCUGACAAUCCCUCCAUCCAGCCUGCAACACCACCUCCAUUUGUUUGUGCAAGGGUAAUUUUCACUACACCCAUCAUUUUGGAAUAUUAUGAUGUAUAUGUGAUUGUAAUAAAGAGAUUUUAAUUAGCUAUGA